AUGCAUCUCCAACAGGUUCUUUGUGCUUGCUUGAAAAAUCGCCGACGUGGCCAUUUGGAGUCUACCGAGGCGGACGCACUGUUUGACAAAAAACUAGCCGGUGACAAUCAACAAAAUUCAGAAAACAAAGCCAACGAGGAAGCGAAUAAAACACCCCCAUUGCCACUAUGGAAACGAGGGUAUCAGUAUGCCAGCACACUUGUUGUGGAUAGCUCUCAGUCAGCCUACUACUAUUGGAUUGGCAUUGUGUCAGCCACAGUUCUGUACAAUGCCAUCGUCCUGCCACUACGGUCGGCAUUCACACAGUUUCAUGAGCUUAGUUUUAUCACAUGGAUGUUUUUCGAUUAUGUGAUAGAUUUGAUCUAUUGUUUGGAUAUCUUUGUGGGCUCCAGAACCGGAUUCCUGGAGCAAGGUUUAUUGGUCAAAGAUAUCGAUCAACUUCGCAGAGCCUAUUCGAAAAGACGAGAAAUCUAUGCGGAUGUGUUGGCAAUCGUGCCGACAGAUUUGUUCUAUUUGAUUCCGGAACUGGGACAUCAUGCAGCUUGGUUGCGAUUCAAUCGGCUUCUGAAAAUCUAUCGUCUGUUCGAAUUUAUUGAUAGAACCGAAACGAGAACAACUCGACCGUACCUAUUUCGAAUUUCCACACUGACCAUGAAUAUCCUGGUGUUGAUUCACCUGAAUGCGUGCAUUUAUUUCGGAUUUAGCAAAGCGACAGGUUUGGGCUCCAACUCAUUUGUCUACCCGCCUCGAUCGAAUGACGACAUUUCUGAGGUACCAUACAACUACAGCGCUCGAUGGAACCGGUUGUUCUCCCAGUAUGUGUACAGUUUCUACUGGUCCACUUUGAUCCUCACCACAAUCGGGGAGACUCCAAAGCCAGUAUACAAUGCGGAAUAUAUAUUUAUUACUAUUGAUUUUCUGGCCGGAGUAUUGAUAUUCGCCACGGUUGUUGGUAAUGUGGGUGCCAUGAUUACGAACAUGAAUGCUGCAAGAACGGAAUUUCAAAGUCGGAUGGACGGAGUUAAACGGUGA
Echinostoma caproni is the source of this 1032-nucleotide messenger RNA. The record is from the annotation of a GenBank genome assembly. Lineage: Eukaryota; Metazoa; Platyhelminthes; Trematoda; Plagiorchiida; Echinostomatidae.